Messenger RNA from Hypanus sabinus (Atlantic stingray), 2641 nucleotides. Its product is annotated as natural resistance-associated macrophage protein 2-like. The transcript is spliced from 15 exons. Gene Ontology annotation, molecular function: iron ion transmembrane transporter activity; manganese ion transmembrane transporter activity; cadmium ion transmembrane transporter activity. Bases 62 to 1711 code for a protein of 549 amino acids. The record is from RefSeq and is a predicted model, not a curated record. Gene Ontology annotation, cellular component: plasma membrane. Lineage: Eukaryota; Metazoa; Chordata; Chondrichthyes; Myliobatiformes; Dasyatidae. Gene Ontology annotation, biological process: metal ion transport.
CAAACAGAUGCCUGGAACGUGCUGCAUCAGAAGGUUUCACUCUCAGAAUAACAAGUGAGUGAUGGACGCUGCAGAGAAGACCAGCAACGAGCAGCUCAUCACGGAGAAAAUAUCUUCCACAGACUCAUCCACAGAUGUCAGCGGAGAUGGGUCCAGCGAGCUACCAGAAUAUAACAGCCCCUCCACCGACCAGACGUACCUCAAUGAGAUGAUUACAGUCCCUGAUGUGGGAGGGCCUGGAUUUAGCUUCAGGAAGCUAUGGGCAUUUACAGGACCAGGAUACCUGAUGAGCAUCGCGUAUCUGGACCCAGGAAACAUCGAGUCAGACCUGCAAUCUGGGGCAGCAGCGGGCUACAAGCUCCUCUGGGUGCUCCUUUCUGCAACGGUGCUGGGUUUGCUGCUCCAGAGGCUGGCGGCCCGCCUGGGUGUGGUGACUGGGAUGCACCUGGCUGAGGUCUGCCGCCUCUACUACCCCAAGCGCCCCCGAAUCUUGCUCUGGCUGACCAUCGAGCUCGCCAUCAUCGGCUCCGACAUGCAAGAGGUGAUCGGCACAGCCAUUGCCAUCAAUUUACUAUCCAGUCAGAGGAUUCCGAUUUGGGGAGGAGUGCUCAUUACCAUUGUGGACACCUUCUUCUUCUUGUUCCUUGAUAAAUAUGGUCUCAGGAAGCUGGAAGCAUUUUUUGUGAUCCUGAUUGGGAUUAUGGCCAUCACCUUCGGAUACGAGUACGUGGUGGUGAAACCAAACCAGGGCAAAGUGGUGAAGGGACUGUUCUACCCAUACUGCGCAGGGUGUGGCAAUAAUGAGCUACUGCAGGCAGUGGGCAUUGUUGGGGCAAUUAUAAUGCCCCAUAAUAUCUACCUCCACUCAGCAUUGGUCAAGUCUCGGAAGGUGGACCAGUCCAAUUCGGCCGCUGUGAGGGAAGCAAAUAUGUACUACUUUAUAGAGUGCUCCAUCGCCCUGUUCAUCUCCCUGCUGAUCAACCUGUUUGUGAUUUCUGUAUUUGGAGCUGCCUUCUAUAAGAAGAGCAACAUGGAUGUGUACCAAGUCUGUGCAAACAGCUCAAGCCCCUACAUCAAUCAGCUGCCCCAGGACAACAGCACCUUGGAGGUGGACAUCUUCAAAGGGGGAGUGGUUCUCGGUUGCUACUUCGGAACACCAGCUCUCUACAUCUGGGCUAUUGGCAUUCUUGCCGCAGGUCAAAGUUCCACCAUGACAGGGACGUAUUCCGGACAGUUUGUAAUGGAGGGCUUCCUCAAUCUGUCCUGGUCCAGGUUUAAACGAGUGGUAUUAACAAGGGCUCUGGCGAUCGUGCCCACAGUGAUCGUGGCAGCUUGUCAGGACGUGUCCAAAGUCUCCAACAUGAAUGAUAUCCUCAAUGUCUUGCAGAGCAUUCUGCUGCCCUUUGCUCUCAUUCCCAUCCUGACAUUCACAAACCUCAGGACACUAAUGCACGAAUUCACAAACGGAAGGCUCAGCCAGUUUGUUGGCGUCUUGAUCACUUUGCUGGUCCUGGCUGUCAAUGCUUACUUUGUCGUGGUCUAUGUCGUUAACCUAGGCAACCUUUACUGGUACAUUGCUGCUGCAAUCAUUCUCAUCUUGUACGUGGUCUUCGUGCUUUACCUGCUGUGGCUGAGCUGUGUGGCAUCCGGAAUAUGUGGCCUGACGUCCGGUCAAGAACAACGUUUCACACAUGAAAUAGUUUCGCACUAAACUUCACAACUCCAAGAUCUGCAGGUUGCUGUUUCAUCUGCAACAGCUUCCUUUCACAUUCUUUCUAUUCUGUUGCACACUGGGUGUUUGUCAGACUUUAUUUAUGUGGAGUUUUUCAUAAAUUCUCAAAAUUAAAAGUUUAAGGUAAAUUGAUUAUCAAAUACAUCACCCUGAGAUUCAUUUUCUUGCAAGCAUCCAUAGUAACUAGAAAGAAACACUACAGAGUCAAUGAAAAACUGUGCACUUCAGAGACGGCCAAACCACCAGUGUGCAAAGACAACGUACUGAAAUAAAUACAAAAGAGAAAGAAAGAAAGAAAGAAAGAAAGAAAGAAAGAAAGAAACAAAUAAAUAAACAAAUAAAUAAAUAAAUGGAUAAAUAAAUGAAUGAAUGAAUGAAUGAAUAAAUGAGCAUCAAAUAUCGAGAACAUGAGUUUCGGAGUCCUUAAAAGUGAAUCCAUAGGUUGUGGGAACAUUUCUGUGAUGGAGUAAGUGAGGAACUGAAAUGUAAUCAGAUUAAGGACACAUGUAAAGAUAAUAAGGUUGUUGUCAUGGAGGAUUCCACCGUCCUUAACUUAAACUGGGACCUCCUUAGUGCAAGGGGUUUAAAUGGGGUGGAGUGUGUUGAGUGUAUCCCGGAAGGUUUCUUAAACAGUCCAACAAGGGGAGGUGGUCAUACUGGACCUGGUGUUGGGUAAUGAGCCUGGCCAGGUGACUGACCUUUCAGUGGGUGAACAGUCAGGGAAUAUGACUACAAUUCCUUAAAUUUCAAGAUAGCUGUAGAUAAUGAUUGGUAUGGUCCUUGUGGGAGAGUUUUAAAUUGGAGUAGGGCAAAUUAGGAGGGCAUUCGGCAGGAACUAUGAAGCAUUACUUGGGAAGACCUUUUUUAUGGCAAGUCCACAUCAGACAUGUGGAGGGUAUUUAAAGAUCA